CUUUUUUUCUGGUUUUCUAGAGUUCCUUGCGUGAAACCGUGACGCGAAGAUCCUAGCGAGAGGAUCUCCGAUGGCUUGGGCCGUAAGGAUUCGUCGUGCUGCCGCUCCCGACCUUCCUUAUCGUGCUCGCGAAUUUUUCUCCGGCAAUUUUGCCGCUUCAGUCAGUGCGGAUAGCGACGAGACUGGUCUCUAUGGAUUUCAGGUCCUCAAGACAGCCAAGGGUUUUCGGAGGUUUGUGGAUGAGGCCAUCGAAAGUGCCGAUGAUCUCGUAUCCCGUAUUUCUCAGAUGCCACCCUCCGAAGAAGUCAUUAAGGCCAUGGAUGAUAUAUCUAAUACUGUAUGCUCAGUCAUUGACUCUGCGGAGCUCUGCAGGAACACGCAUCCGGAUAGGGAGUUUGUUGAGGAAGCUAACAAGGCAUCCAUGAGGAUUUCAGAGUAUUUGCAUUUUCUGAACACAAAUCAUACUUUAUACAAUGCCGUCUUAAUUGCUGAGCAAGUAGGAUCAAUACAAUCAGAAGAAGCUAGAAGGGCAGCCCAUAGCCUAAGAGUUGACUUUGAAAAGGGUGGCAUUCAUCUUCCUAGUGAUAAGUUGGAACGAGUUAACCAAUUAAACGCACAGAUUGCUCAGCUGAGUAGACAGUUCAAUGAAAAUAUCAUAUCUGAUCCAGGUCAUGUUGAUGUAUUUCCUGCUUCGUAUAUCCCAAAGAACAUGCAGCAUCAUUUCAAGCCCAUCUACCGGCAACUUCUUCCUGCAGAUAAUGAAUCACUGGGAUUAAGAGAAAAGAGAAAAGAGAAAGGAUUUCGCUUGGCAACAGACUCUUCCAAUUUAUCCUCUAUUUUGAAAUGGGUUUCGCAUGCUGAGGUACGGAAGCAAGCUUACAUAAGAGGAAACUCUGUCCCCUACGCCAAUCUUUUUGUAAUUGAUAAGCUUAUAUCAACUCGCCAUGAACUUGCUAAGAUAAUGGGGUAUAGAUCUUAUGCUGAAUUUGCAAUUCGUUCAAAUAUGGCUGCAUCACCUAAUGUUGUCAUGGAUUUUUUGCUCUCAUUAAGCAAUACGGUCAGGCAAAGGGCUGAUGCGGAGUUUAAGUUGGUACAGGAUUACAAGAGAACAGUAGAUAAUGAUGUACGUGCAGAUCUAGAGCCAUGGGAUGAGGCUUACUUCACAGGAAAGAUGAAAUCUUCAGCAUUUGAUUUAGAUUCUUCUGUUAUUGCGUCAUACUUUCCCACAUUCCAGUGCCUUGAGGGCUUGAAAUUGUUGGCUAAGUCAGUAUUUGGCGUGACACUCAGCCGCAUGUCAUUUUCCUUUGGUGAGUCCUGGCAUCCUGAUGUCAUGAAAUUCUUACUCCAUCAUCCUCAAGAGGGUGAUAUGGGGUUCCUGUAUUUAGAUCUUUACUCCAGGGAUGGUAAAUAUCCAGGUUGUGCGCAUUUUGCCGUCAGAGGUGGGCGUCGGUUAUCUGAUGCACAAUAUCAACUGCCUAUUGUUGCUUUGGUCUGCAAUUUCCCGAAUUCACAGGGAUCAUCAAUUUCAAAGCUUAAUCACUGGGAUGUUGAAACCCUCUUUCAUGAGUUUGGUCAUGCUCUUCAUUCCCUUCUUUCAAGAACGGAUUAUCAGCACUUCUCAGGCACCAGAGUGGUCCUUGACUUGGCUGAGACCCCGUCAAACCUUUUUGAGUACUACGCUUGGGAUUAUCGUGUUUUAAAAAUGUUUGGCAGACAUUAUUCAACUGGUGAAAUUAUUCCGGAAAAACUGGUUAAUAGUAUGAAUCACGCAAGGAACAUGUUUUCUGCUAUGGAACUGCAGCGCCAGAUAUUCUACUCAUUAGUCGACUUGACACUGUUUGGAGAACAGUCUGCUGAUCCAAUGGACACAAUCUCCAUUGUCGCCGAUUUGAAAAGGAAAUACACCAGUUGGAAACAUGUGGAGGAUGGCACACACUGGCACACUCGAUUCAGUCAUCUUGUAAAUUAUGGAGCCGGUUACUAUAGUUAUCUUUACGCAAAAUGCUUUGCGGCCACAAUCUGGGAGAAAGUUUGCCAAGAUGAUCCCUUGUCUCUUGCCACUGGAACAGCAAUCAGAACAAAGUUCUUACAAUACGGUGGAGCGAAGCAUCCAUCUGACUUAUUGAGGGAUUUGGCUGGUCACAGCAUUGUCAGAAACUAUAAUGAGGGGAUUGUACCGGAUACUAGCAGCCUCUGCAAAGAACUGAAUUUCUGAAAGAGACAGGUUCAUGAUUGGCUCCGUGAAGGCUUGAUUCUGAAGUCUCUCCAAGCAGUUGUGUGAAAUAGGAGCGUUAUUUACGCACGAAAUUCACAUGCACUUUUACGUGUGUACUCCCGUAAAUAACCUUCCAAUAACUCAGUUAUUGGGGUUAUUGAGAGGUUAUUGGAAUAUAACCUCUUAAUAAUCCCGCAAUAACCUACCAAUACAUUUUGCGGUUCUGUGCUCAUAUUUUUUGCUGUUUUUCGGAUGUUUUGUCACGUUAUUAGGGUGUUAACCCAAAAUACCUCCCGAAUAACCUCUAUACUCACGCAGAACUGCGUGCGUACUCUGUACAUAAUAUUUUUUGUGAAAUAGAUGUAGUGGAUUGCGGCUUUUCUUAACGAUGGUUAGAAUUUUGAAGCAACCAUCAUGUAUUUUGAUUUGAUGGUAGGAAUUGUACUCGGAAAGGCAUGCAUAUUUAGUGGAUUAAGAUUUGAUGUAGAAAAAUUAGUUUGACAUAUGGAAUCACUGCUGAAAAUAUUUUAGAUAUUUUA
Molecule: messenger RNA, 2754 nt
Organism: Phalaenopsis equestris
Lineage: Eukaryota; Viridiplantae; Streptophyta; Magnoliopsida; Asparagales; Orchidaceae
Product: probable mitochondrial intermediate peptidase, mitochondrial
Exons: 17
Coding region: 71-2215 (714 amino acids)
Biological process (GO): proteolysis; peptide metabolic process
Molecular function (GO): metalloendopeptidase activity
Source: RefSeq, a predicted model, not a curated record